This is a messenger RNA of Bactrocera oleae (olive fruit fly), 1465 nucleotides long. RefSeq lists its product as uncharacterized. Lineage: Eukaryota; Metazoa; Arthropoda; Insecta; Diptera; Tephritidae. The record is from RefSeq and is a predicted model, not a curated record. Gene Ontology annotation, cellular component: nuclear body. Gene Ontology annotation, biological process: positive regulation of DNA-templated transcription.
GCUGGCUUAAAGGCGCCUGUCACACGUUCAAUAUUUAUUGUGAUAUUAAAGAUUGAUGGAUAGCGAAUGAAUGCUAUACUAACUAUCACGUCAGUAUUUAUUCGAAAUAAAUCGAGUUUUUGAAACAAAUAUGUUAAAAAUAGUGGAAAGCGCGAUGAAUAUUGAACGUUUAACGGUCAAUCCACGGUCCUCGAUCCGGAUUUCAAAAUAUUUUGUGAUAGGGGUCGCAGUCCUUCAAUAAUGCGUGCUACACGUUCAAUAAAUAUCGCGAUCCUGGAUCGCGUUUAAUAUACAAUAUAUUGAACGUGUAAGUCCACAUAGACGCCAUUGUAGACAAGAAAAUUGCUGUAGUUACGUCGCGUCGUGCAGUCGUAAUGUGUUUAAAGCAUUGACGUAAAAAACUAAACAAACAAAUAAAGUGAAAAAAAAUUUAAGGCAAAAUAAGUGUGAAAUAAAUACUUAAGUGAAAAUAGCAAGUAGUGUUAUGAAAAAGCGAGUAAUGUGGGACGAGGCUGCCGAAGCCGAUCUAAUACAGUUGUGGCAAGAAAAAACGCCACAACUUCGAUCGACUAGGAAGAACAGCCACAUCUACGAAGAGAUGUCGAGAGAAAUGAACACAGCGGGCCACAAUUAUACGGCCACAGAAAUAAAAAUUAAAAUACAUAAUUUCACUAAUAAAUACAGGCAGGAGAAACAGAAAGUAUCGGGUGGCUCGCCUUCGGUGUGGAAGCAUUAUGCUGCUGUGCGCGAAGCGGUAGGCGGCUACAAAAGCUUUUGCUCCGCUGAGCUUGUCGAGGACAGCAUUAUGGUUGAUAUUGACAACAUAGAAUCGCCACUUUCGAAUCCAUUCGCACCAGCGGAUCACGAAGCGGUAGGCGGAUACAAAAGCUUUUGCUCAAAUCCUGUAGAUAUUAAAACCGAAGUAGAAUCGCCACUUUCGAAUACUUUCGCACCAGCGAGCCACGAAGCGGUAGACGGUUACAAAACCUUUUGCUCCGCCGAUCGUGUCGAGGAAAGCAUUAUGGAUGUUAAAGUCGAAGUAGAAUCGCCGAUUUCGAGUCUUGAUGCACCACCGAGUCCUAGCGCAUUUUCUUCCAAUGCCUUCAAUCGCCCUUCAUCCAGUGACGCUGGAAAAACAAAAAACAAAACAGCAGUCUCAGUAAUGGAGGAAAUGAGGCAGGAUUUUUUGAAGGCGACUCAGGCGAUGAAGGAGGCCGAUGAAAAACGGCUACGUAUAUUAGAAAAAUAUGCAAGAGACGUUAGCGAGAUGAAGGAUGCUUUCAUAGACUUCCUUCGUCGCCAAAAUUAGUCUCAAAAAAAUUUUUUUUAUGUGUCAAAUUAGCAUUUUUAAUUUUAUGUAUUUAGUUAGACUUUGUACAUUGUUCGGAAUUUUAGUUUUUAUGUUUGUUAUUUAAUCUUAAGUCAUACCUUUAUGAAAAUACAAAUAUCUAUUUUCUAAAAGUAA